Molecule: messenger RNA, 1509 nt
Organism: Colletotrichum truncatum
Lineage: Eukaryota; Fungi; Ascomycota; Sordariomycetes; Glomerellales; Glomerellaceae
Product: cytochrome p450
Molecular function (GO): monooxygenase activity; heme binding; oxidoreductase activity, acting on paired donors, with incorporation or reduction of molecular oxygen
Source: RefSeq, a predicted model, not a curated record
AUGAUUAUUCCAAACGAAAUCACGGGCCUUAGCAACAUGCGUCUGGCAGUGGCUUUACCCCUCUUCCUAUUUGCCCUGGGAAUUCUGAGACUGGUCUACAGGGCAAUUUACAACAUUUACUUUCACCCCCUCAGCAGUUUCCCAGGUCCCAAAAUCAACGCCGUCACUCGUCUUCCCUUAACACGUAUGAUAUGCUCUGGUCAUGCUCAUAAGACACUGGCUGCUCUUCACGACAAAUAUGGACCUGUGGUCCGUCUAGCCCCAGACACUGUGGACUUUGCCAAUCCGUCCGCCUUCAAAGACCUGAUGGGCCAUAGUAAAGGCGGAGGAGGCGCAGAAAACUACAAAGACCCCAUAAACGCGCGCUAUAAGCCGCAUAGCAUCAUCAACGCAAAUCGCGAGGACCAUGCCCGCAUUCGUCGCGUGUUGGCGCAUGGCUUUUCGGCCCAGAGCAUGAUCGCGCAGCAGCCUUUGAUCCAGACCCAGGUUGACUUACUAAUCCAGCGUCUGCACGAGAACUGUGAUGACGGAGGCAAGGCUCUGAAUAUGGUCUCUUGGUACAACUGGACCACAUUCGACAUCAUUGGCGAUUUGGCAUUCGGCGAGCCUUUUGGGUGCCUCGAGAGCUCCGAUUACCAUCCAUGGGUUUCUGUGAUAUUUGACAAUAUCCAUGCCGGCAUCUACAGAAACCAGUUUCAACGUUACGCUCUCACGCGUCCGUUCGUCAAGUGGCUUAUGCCGAAGGAUUUGAAAGAGAAGCAGCGUUUUCACAACGAACUCAGCAAAGAAAAGGUUCAGAGGCGCAUGGCGCUGGGAGAGUCAAGGCCUGAUUUUGUUCAAUCGAUGAUGAUGAAAGAAGGGCCGUUGGCUAUGUCAAAACCUGAGAUCGAGCAGACAGCAGAUACCCUGAUUAUUGCCGGCUCUGAAACCACGGCAUCGGUUCUCUCUGGCGUCACAUACUUCCUUACCAUGCACCCUGAAGUCAUGGCGAAGCUCGCAGAAGAAGUCCGCACAUCUUUUAACUGCGAAAAAGAAAUCGAUGUUCUCAGCGUUCAGAAGCUGAAAUACAUGCUCGCUGUUCUCGACGAAAGCAUGCGAGUCUAUCCUGUAGUGCCUUUUGGUCUUACCAGAGUUGUGAAACCUGGCGGGGAUUACAUCUGUGAGAGAUACGUGCCGGAAGGUACAAAAGUCAUGGUAUCUCAAUGGUCCAUCUAUCACAACGACAAGUACUUCUCCGAGCCCAACUCCUUCAUCCCGGAAAGGUGGCUUGGUGACCCACGCUUUGAGAAUGACGACAGGAGCGCCCUUCAGCCCUUCUCAUUUGGGCCUCGUAACUGUAUCGGCCGCAACCUUGCAUAUUCAGAGAUGCGAGUCAUCCUUGCCAGGGUGGUUUGGAAUUUUGAUAUGAAGGUCGCCAGUGACAGCACAAAUUGGACGGAGCAGGAGUUGUACGGAUUGUGGAAGAAAGGACCCUUGAACGUUCACUUAACGCCUCGAAAGAUUGAGUAA